Messenger RNA from Trichechus manatus latirostris (Florida manatee), 3170 nucleotides. RefSeq names its product centrosomal protein 83 (gene CEP83). The transcript has 16 exons. Gene Ontology annotation, cellular component: centrosome; centriole; ciliary transition fiber. Gene Ontology annotation, biological process: cilium assembly; establishment of centrosome localization. NCBI's taxonomy places the organism in Eukaryota, Metazoa, Chordata, Mammalia, Sirenia, Trichechidae. The record is from RefSeq and is a predicted model, not a curated record. Bases 497 to 2602 code for a protein of 701 amino acids.
CGGCGGGGCUGACCAUGCACUUAUGAGGAGGCCAGUUCCCCGAGAAGUCUGGCCUUUUCUUCGCUGCUGCUGCCGCCUCUUCGCCCUCGGAGCUCUCCCAGGAUACCUCUGAGAUUUCCCGAGUCAGGAGCUCGAGGGCCCGCUCAGCCCUCCUGCUCCCGCUCUUCCUCGUCAGCCUGCGCCGCGAGCAGCCACCCUGACCGCUCCUGGCGCGGUGGACCGGGCAAACAUCCCAGGUGUAGGACCGUCGUCCUUAGCCCCAAUGCCUCCGCGAGAAGAGUUAAAUGUGUACCCGUGGUUGGAGCUGUGGAGGUGUCCCCCGGUGGAAAGUGCAGCCAGAACACCACUCGCUGUUAAGUUUUAUGUGCGCUCGUUGCACACCGUGUGUGAGUCUGGUAUAAUUUGGCUUCCUGAGAUUCUGUCUUAGCAAGAAGGCAGUGGGAAAUCCUCUUGGAAAGAAAACUAAAAUUCUGGGGAAGGCAGAAUUUAUUUUUACAUGGUUGUCAGCUUACUUACCAAUAUGGACACCUUUCCCAACAUUCUCCCUCCUGCUGGAGAUGGUGGAUUGACUAGUUCUCAAUCUGAGUUCCAAAAAAUGUUAAUUGAUGAAAGGUUACGAUGUGAACAUCAUAAAACAAAUUAUCAGACUCUGAAAGCUGAACAUACAAGGUUGCAGGAUGAGUACAUAAAGUCACAAAAUGAACUCAAGCGACUAUUAAAUGAAAAGCAAACUCACCAGGAAAAAUUUCAGCUGCUGCUUGAAGAGCUAAGAGAGGAAUUAGUAGAAAAAACUAAAGACUUAGAGGAAAUGAAGCUGCAGGUAUUAACUCCACAAAAACUGGAAUUGUUAAGAGCCCAAAUACAACAAGAAUUAGAAACUCCAAUGAGAGAGCGUUUUCGGAAUCUAGAUGAAGAAGUGGAAAAGUAUAGAGCUGAAUAUAAUAAGCUUCGUUAUGAACAUACAUUUCUCAAAUCAGAAUUUGAACACCAGAAAGAAGAAUUUGGACGUAUUUUAGAAGAAGGAAAAAUAAAAUAUGAGUCAGAGAUUGCAAGACUGGAGAAAGAUAAAGAAGAAGUACAUAACCAGCUGCUUAGUGUUGACCCCACAAGAGACAGCAAAAGAGUGGAGCAACUUGUUCGAGAAAAAAUCCAUUUAUGUCAGAAAUUAAAAGGUUUAGAGGCUGAAGUAACAGAAUUAAGGGCUGAAAAAGAGAAUUCUGGUGCUCAGGUAGAAAGUGUCCAAAGAAUACAGGUGCGGCAGUUGGCUGAGAUGCAGGCUACAGUUAGAUCCCUAGAGGCUGAAAAACAGUCAGCUAAACUACAGUCUGAACGUUUGGAAAAAGAGCUACAAUCAAGCAAUGAACAAAAUACUCUUUUAAUCAGUAAAUUGCAUAAAGCUGAACGAGAAGUAAAUAUAUUGACCAGUAAAGUAAAAGAACUUAAGCAUUCAAACAAACUAGAAAUAACAGACAUCAAACUGGAGGCAGCAAGAGCUAAGAGUGAGCUAGAAAGAGAAAGGAAUAAGAUUCAAAGUGAACUGGAUGGAUUACAGUCAGACAAUGAAAUUCUCAAAUCAGCUGUUGAACACCACAAAGUGCUCUUAGUAGAAAAGGAUCGUGAAUUAAUACGUAAAGUACAAGCUGUCAAGGAAGAAGGUUAUCAAAAACUUGUGGCAUUACAAGAUGAAAAGCUAGAACUUGAGAACAGAUUAGCAGAUCUAGAAAAAAUGAAAGUGGAACAUGAUGUUUGGAGGCAAUCUGAAAAGGAUCAGUGUGAAGAGAAAUUGCGGGCUUCACAGAUGGCAGAAGAGUCGGCCAGAAGGGAACUUCAGAGUAUUAGGUUAAAACUUCAACAGCAAUUGGUGAAUAUUGAAAAUGCAGAAAAAGAAAAAAAUGAAAAUUCUGACCUAAAACAGCAAAUCAGUAGUUUGCAGAUCCAAGUGACCUCACUUGCACAGUCAGAGAAUGAUUUGCUGAAUUCAAACCAAAUGCUGAAGGAAAUGGUGGAGAGGUUAAAACAAGAAUGCCGAAAUUUAAGAAGCCAAGCUGGAAAAGCACAACUAGAAGUUGAAAAGACAUUAGAAGAGAAACAGGUACAGUGGUUGGAAGAAAAGCAUAAACUUCAUGAGCGUAUCACAGACAGAGAAGAAAAGUACAGUCAAGCUAAAGAGAAACUGCAGCGAGCUGCAAUUGCUCAGAAAAAGAGAAAGUCUCUUCAUGAAAACAAAUUGAAGAGACUUCAGGAGAAAGUAGACGUUUUGGAGGCAAAGAGAGAAGAAUUGGAAACAGAAAAUCAGGUGUUAAAUAGGCAAAAUGUUCCAUUUGAAGAAUAUACAAGGAUUCAGAAAAGACUGAAGGAUAUACAGAGAAGACAUAAUGAAUUUCGAAGUUUGAUUUUGGUUCCUAACAUGCCUCCCACAGCAUCCAUCAAUCCUGUUAGCUUUCAGUCAUCAAACAUAGGUCCAGGCAUGGAACUGUCCUUUCCUUCUCAUCUUCAGGAGGAACAGCAUCAAAGGGAACUCUCUCUACUGCGGAAAAGACUAGAAGACCUAGAAACAACACAAAGAAAACAACUAGAGGAACUUGGAUCUCCUGGGGAAUGAUGUUCUUGGAGAAAAGGCAGAUCAAAAGGGGCGAAAUCAGUGACUCAAUAAAGCGUAAAGUUUUAACAUGUGGCAUUUAGAUACUUUAUUACUGUUUGCCAGAACACUUGAAUGUGCCUCAAGGAAAGGUACCAGCUGCAUACUGUAUUUCAUGACUUUUGGGAUUUUAGGAUACCAACAACAAACAAAGCAUUAAAAGAAGCCAUUUCAGAGAGAUUUAGAUUAUCUGUUGACAAUCCUUUGAAAAUAUAAAAAAAAGGAAUUAGGGAAUCAAGUUUUAAAAUUAUUUUAUUUUGUUGAAGUUUUUUGGCAUUUUGCCUGAAAUAUGCCCAUGUUGAAUUCCCUCUUCCUCAUCUUCAGGAUGCUUGGCAACAACAGGGUCUGCAAACAUCUUCUGUUUUACUCUGUACAAGAGUUACAAACCUCUAGUUCUUAAAAAAAAGGAUGAAAAUUUAAAAGUCAGCAUAAAAAAUAAAACUUAGUUACCUAAAUAUAUAUUCAUUACAAAGGCUACCUUUUCUAAAACCUGUGUGCACAUAAUUUAUUACAGAGCUUAAUAAAUAUUUUU